Leguminivora glycinivorella is the source of this 2733-nucleotide messenger RNA. It is a transcript of the gene UGT44A1, whose product is annotated as UDP-glucosyltransferase 2-like. Lineage: Eukaryota; Metazoa; Arthropoda; Insecta; Lepidoptera; Tortricidae. The transcript has 4 exons. Bases 375 to 1943 code for a protein of 522 amino acids. Gene Ontology annotation, molecular function: UDP-glycosyltransferase activity. The record is from RefSeq and is a predicted model, not a curated record.
AAAUCAGAACUUAGGUAGAUAAACAGUGAACUGUGUCAUAGUCCAAGCGUUGCACUCUCCAGAUACCGUUAUCAAAUUCAUCUGCAAGUAAAUAAGUACAUUAGCCACUCAUACGCAUAACUUUCUACAUCAUUAUAUUCAAACAGUCGGGGCCGCGCCGUCGGCAUGGCAUCACGUCUUCACUAUUUUCCACGAUUCUCGACCUCGGUCAUGAUCAAAUUAACGUCGUCACCACUAUUUUUGUCCGUUACGAAAUGACCACGUCAUCAACGAUUACCUCAUACCUACCUAUUAUUAGAUAACUACGCAAGCCGGCAUCAAUUCACGCCCUAGUAACCAAUUCUCAGUGCAACAAAACGAACGCGUCCGCAAAAAUGAAAAAUUACGUUCUCGCCUAUUUCCUUGCGACCCUAUUCGUUGCAGACUGUUACAGAAUUCUCGGGAUAUUCCCAUCGUUGGAUCGGAAUAAUUAUCUGACUUACCGUAGUUUGUUUAGAGAGUUAGCUACGCGCGAGCAUGAAGUGACUCUGAUUACACAUUUCCAGCUCCCUAACCCACCAGCUUCGUAUAAGGAAGUGCUGUUAAGUGAUCAACAAGUGUAUAAAGGUCUGUCGUACGAAUCUGUUAUCGUGAAUGAAGUGUCGCGAGUGCCGUUCGAGACACUAGUGUCGACUAAGACGGGCAACGACGACUGCAAGAAGCUAAUGAAUAACAAUCACGUAUUGCACAUGAUCAAGACGCGACCUCGCUUCGAUGUCGUUUUAGUCGAGUCGUAUAACAGCGAUUGCGGUAUAGCAUUGGCGGCCAAUCUGAGCGCUCCGUACAUCGCUUUCAAUCCUCAGCCCAUUCAAGCGUGGCAGUACAACAGGCUGGGAAUCAAUUUCAAUUCCGCAUCCGUACCUUUGGCUAGCCUUCCGUAUGGAAAGGAUCCUUGGUACUUUGACAGACUGAAGAGCUAUGUUCUGUAUCAUAUUACGAAUUGGGUGUACUACGUUGGGUCGCAAGUGACGGACCACGUAUAUUUGUACAAGUACUUAGGAGAUGAUGUGCCGAGCUUGGAGAGCAUGGCGGCAAACGCCAGUUUGGUGUUUGUAAACACGCAUCAGUCGGUGUUCGGCGGUACUGCCAGACCUGAUAACGUUAUCGACAUCGGAGGCGUUCAUGUUAAUCCGCCUAAAGCAUUGCCAAUUGAAAUUGAAAGAUUCAUAAACGAGGCAGAGCACGGCGUUAUAUACGUAAACUUGGGCUCCGCGACGAAAGACUCGACGAUGCCAGCUGAAAAACUAAGUGAACUGUUAUCAACAUUCAAUAAAUUGCCUUUAAGAGUACUUUGGAAAUGGGACGGAGGCAGUAUUGAGAAUUUGCCAAGAAACGUGAUGACUAUGAGAUGGUUCCCGCAGUACGAUAUUUUAAAACACGAAAACGUGAAGGCGUUCAUUUCUCACGCCGGCAUCCUGAGCACAAUAGAAGCACUAGAUGCCGGUAUACCAGUUGUGGCAGUUCCACUUUUCGGAGACCAGUAUGGUAACGCGGCCGCCCUUCAGGACGCUGGAGUCGCCACCAUCGUGUCUUACCAGGAGUUGACGAAGGAAUACCUUUUGAAUGCUAUCAAUGAGGUCUUGGAUCCCGGUACUCAGCAGCACGCAAAGUUCCUGUCCAAAGUGUGGCACGACCGUCCAAUGUCGCCUCUAGAAACCGCAGUAUACUGGACAGAGUACGUCGCUCGAUACAACGGCGCGCCGAACCUCCAAGCGACAUCUGUGAACAAGCCCUGGUACCAGCAACUACAGCUAGACGUCUUGGCUUUCAUCGCUUUAGUCGCGUAUGUCAUGAGCUACGUUUUGUGUAAAAUCGUCGGAGCGCUCUGCUGUUGCUGUUCUAAUCCUGAGACGAUCAGCGCUGAUGCGGAGGAAAGGAGAACUAAACGUGUUAAAUUCGAAUGAAGCGUUGCGAAAAAGUGGAAAAUUUAAGAUCAAUGUGAUAGAACUAAAAUCAGCAUUUUCUGUUUACUGGAAAGUUUUCUAGUUAGUAAAAAUAAGGAAGUUAAAAUGAUAAGUAGGUACCUACUUACAUAGGUAGUUGUAUCUUAUUUAGUAACUUUAGAUACUCAAUUAUACUUAUUUAUGAUUUGUAAACUCAUGGAAACGAUUCAGCCCGAUUUAAUUACAAUUGAGGCUUUCUGCAUUUCUUAGGUUCAGCGAAUAGUGAAAUCAUCAUCAUCAUCAUCAUCAUAAGGCCUCGUACAUCUUUACAGAUGAUGACAGCGUUUGAAUGCGCGACUAUAAAUACCUAUCUGACAUGAAAGUCCGCAUUUCUUACAUUUAAAUUAAGAUCCAAUCGCCGAGGAGACAGUAUCGCGAUUGUGUCUUUUUGCACGCUUUACGGCUACUAAGAAGACCGUAAUCUUAGCGCAGGGUUACACUUGCCAGCCGUCCACCUUGCUGGAGAGUGAGCCUUAGAAGUCGUUGAUAAGUUCUGUUAUCUCGGAUCGAAUAGUGAAAUAGAGUGGCUUAAAAGUUAUGUGACUUAUGUGGUAUAACUAAACUAAUAGAAUAGAUAAAGUGACGGGUUUCUUUAAAAGCAGAUGAUAUUUUGUCUACGAUACAUUAUUUGGGUGAAUCAACUUUUUCUUACUUUUUGCAAUAAUUGCCCAUACUUAUUAUUAGCUCUACUUUUGUGAGUUUUAACCUGGCCAUCGUGAAUAAAGAUCCUUAUUUUUAUUUUACAUUAAGG